AUGGAUCUGGAAGAGACAACUCCGACAGCUAUGGUUCAGGAAGAGACAAUUCCGACUCUUAUGGUUCCAGUAAGACUGAUUCUUAUGGUUCAGGAAGAGAAAAUUCUGACUCUUACGGCUCAAGCAAGUCCGACUCUUAUGGAUCUAGCAAGACUGACUCUUACGGUUCAAGCAACACCGACUCAUAUGGAUCUGGAAGAGACAAUUCCGACUCUUAUGGUUCCAAUAAAGGAGACCAAUCUUAUGGUUCUGGAAGAGGAAGUGACUCCUAUGGUUCUUCUAGAGACGACUCCUAUGGCUCUUCAGGAAGAGGCGACUCUUACGGUUCUUCUGACAAGUACGGUUCUUCUGGAAGAGACACUUCAGACUCUUAUGGUUCCAGUAAGGGAGACCAAUCCUAUGGCUCUUCUGGAAGAGGCGGAGACAGCUACGGCUCCUCGAAUAGGGAUGAUGAUGACUCCUAUGGUUCUUCCGGUAGAGGUGGAGACAGCUAUGGUUCUUCCGGCAGAGGUGGAGACAACUAUGGUUCAUCGAGAAACGACGACUACUAAGUAUGAAAUUGAGAAUUAUCUUCUGCUAAGUUGUAAUUGGACAGUGUCUCAACUAAUAAGUUGUAAUCGAACAAUAUUUCUACUAAGUUGUACUUCAACAUUAGUUCCACUCAGUGUACUUCAACAUAAUUUCUACUAA
Molecule: messenger RNA, 690 nt
Organism: Meyerozyma guilliermondii ATCC 6260
Lineage: Eukaryota; Fungi; Ascomycota; Pichiomycetes; Serinales; Debaryomycetaceae
Exons: 1
Coding region: 1-690 (229 amino acids)
Source: RefSeq, a predicted model, not a curated record